AGGCUUCUUCUUCGUCCCUACUCACAGUAACUCAAACACCAAAUUGUUUAAGUAGCCAUGAACAAGUUGAAGAAAUCUCAAACUCUGGUACUAUCUGUUGUAGCAGCACUUUUAUUCAUCGCACCGCUUUUAUCUUCAUCCUCCAGGCCUACUUAUCUUUACUUCGUCCUCAACCUUGUCAUCCUAUCGCUCGGAGCCGAAGCCAGUUUAGGAUCGGUGUUCACUAGGCCUUCUGACGUUGCUGCAAAGGUGUCGACGACACAAGCAGCUAAGGGCACCGUCGAAAGCAAAGAUGAUCCAAAAAAGAUUUCUCCUACAGCAGUUAGUGAAAACAAAGGAAAGAAAAUCGUCGACAAAUCCGUGGUGGAGAAGAAGAUCGAUUUCGGGUCGAUCAAGGCGGAGAGAGUGAGCCUUUUCUUUAUAGAAAAUGGAGAAACCGACCCCGAAGCUGUUAACCGGCAAGACCUCGAGGAAUAAAAAGAAGAUGUUGGAGUGCUUAGUGGGCCUGAGUUGUUUGCCAAAUCCGAAACUUUCAUUGGAAACUUUUACCAGCAGUUGAAUAUGCAGAGGGAAGAGUCCUGGAAGAAGAUUCAUGGAUCUUACCAAAGGCAUUUUGAAGUGUAUCUCUCUUCAAAUCUU
Messenger RNA from Hibiscus syriacus, 639 nucleotides. RefSeq lists its product as uncharacterized. The record is from RefSeq and is a predicted model, not a curated record. The transcript has a single exon. The coding region runs from base 58 to 477 and encodes 139 amino acids. Lineage: Eukaryota; Viridiplantae; Streptophyta; Magnoliopsida; Malvales; Malvaceae.